Paramacrobiotus metropolitanus is the source of this 1748-nucleotide messenger RNA. RefSeq names its product dnaJ homolog subfamily A member 1-like. Gene Ontology annotation, molecular function: Hsp70 protein binding; ATP binding. Gene Ontology annotation, biological process: protein refolding; response to heat. The record is from RefSeq and is a predicted model, not a curated record. The transcript has 5 exons. Lineage: Eukaryota; Metazoa; Tardigrada; Eutardigrada; Parachela; Macrobiotidae. Gene Ontology annotation, cellular component: cytosol; cytoplasm. Bases 293 to 1516 code for a protein of 407 amino acids.
CAGUGCCUGCUCCGCAUGUCACGGUAGUUUCAGUUUCUCCAAAUUUAAACUCUGAAAACCGUUUUCAAAAUUGAUUUUUUGUAUUGAAUUCAAGACCUGUUUUCUUUGAGAAUUGGGUGAAAUUCCGACAAAAUUCUCCAGGCCUUCCCAUAGCCGAGAAAGAGUUUUCCCGGAAUCUGUACGAUUUUCGUACUUAUCACCUUCUUACUUGAAGUCAGUAGAUCUCCCUAAUUGUAAGAUCGUGCCCGGGAUUCUGAAAUCACCAAGUGUCGCAGCUGUUCAUUGAACAAAAAUGGUUCGCGAAACCGGACUUUAUGAUGAGCUCGGGGUAAAAUCAAAUGUGGGAGAUGCGGAACUCAAGAAGGCGUAUCGGAAAUUAGCGCUGAAGUACCAUCCCGAUAAGAAUCCAGAAGCAGGAGAAAAAUUCAAGCGAAUAGCCUACGCUUAUGAAGUCCUCAGCGACCCAAAGAAGCGCGAGAUUUAUGAUCGUGGCGGAGAACAGGCCCUUAAGGAAGGCGGUGUCGAUGCUGGCUCCUUUCACAACCCUAUGGAUAUUUUCGAGAUGUUCUUCGGGGGUGGGGGUUUCGGUGGAGGGCGAGCCCGUGAGCGGAAGGGCAAAGACGUUAUACACCAAAUCAAAGUCACUCUGGAAGAUUUAUAUAAUGGAAACACUAGGAGGCUGGCUCUCCAAAAGAAUGUGAUUUGCAAAAAAUGUGAUGGUCGUGGAGGAAAAAAGGGUGCAGUGGAGUCGUGCACGGGCUGUAAAGGAUCUGGAAUGAAAGUCCGCAUUGUGCAAUUAGCCCCCGGCUUCGUGCAGCAAUCUCAGUCCGUAUGCGGUGAUUGUGAAGGACAAGGCGAGCGUAUUAAAGCCGAAGACCGGUGUCCCGAAUGCAUGGGCAAGAAGGUUACGCGUGACCGGAAAAUCCUGGAAGUUCACAUCGACAAAGGGAUGAAAGACGGCCAGAAAAUUGUGUUUAAUGGCGAAGGAGAUCAAGAACCAAAACUGGAACCGGGAGAUGUGAUAAUCGUGUUAGAUGAGCAGCAGCAUUCAACCUUUGUGCGGAAAGGUCAUGAUCUCAUUAUGCGGAUGAACAUCGGGCUUGUCGAAGCUCUGUGUGGAUUCCAAAAAACCAUACAGACUUUGGAUAACCGAACUCUUGUCAUUACCAGCCUGCCAGGCCAUGUGAUAAAAUACGGCGAUGUGAAGUACAUCGCAAAUGAAGGGAUGCCGAUCUACAGAAAUCCAUUUGAAAAGGGACGUCUGAUCGUUAAUUUUUUGGUUGACUUUCCCGAUGCCAAAAAGAUGACUCCAAAGAUGAUUGCGGCGUUAGAGAAGUGUCUUCCUCCAAGAACAGAGGUUAUCGUUCCAGACGAUGCUGAGGAAGCGGUUCUUGUUGAGUAUCAGGAACAGCAUGCUCAGGGUGCGGGAUCCAGAAGUCAUGGGUACGCGUAUAUGGAAGACGAUGAGGAGGAAGGACACGGUAGACCGGGAGCAGUGCAGUGUGGAACGCAGUAGACGACUAGACGUUUAUUUAGCAUGAGUUUGAACGAAAGCUUUGAUUCCCUUGUUUUGUUGGGUUUCUGUUGAUGGGUUAGCCUCAAGGAACACUGUUCGCAGGAUGUCUCCGUUUACCGUUUUGGAAAAGUUUAUUGCUUAAAAUUUUUGUCGAUUACAGGCUACAGCAACUGGCAACUCGUAUAAAUUAUUUAUUAAAAAACUAAACAAACAGUUUAAUUAAGUUAUCUGA